This is a messenger RNA of Phlebotomus papatasi, 1274 nucleotides long. RefSeq lists its product as uncharacterized. The transcript is spliced from 3 exons. Lineage: Eukaryota; Metazoa; Arthropoda; Insecta; Diptera; Psychodidae. The record is from RefSeq and is a predicted model, not a curated record. Bases 218 to 835 code for a protein of 205 amino acids.
AUAAAAAGGCAACAUGGUAAACUUUAUCGAUGCCUAGUGAUUAUUUAUCUAAGAGACUCCAUACAAUUUCCCUGUUAUCACAGCCACGCGGAAAGGUAUAAAAGCUUCAUACGAAAUCACAGUCCACCACUUGCCUUGUCUCUGGAGCUCACAGUGUUGGUGAUCAAAUUUCCUCUUACAGUUCUGGAAAAAGUGCCUAAAGUGAACCCCAAAAGAAAUGAAGUUGAUUGUGAUCAUUCUGGCCACCCUUGUGGCUCAAGGAUAUUCUCAGCGAUAUUGCUACAUUUGCAACAACUGCAAUGAUCCCUUUGAUACCAGUGGUCACGAUCGUGUUCGAUGCACAGCUGAUAAUAUCUUCCAGCCUCCAGUAGAGGAGACACCACCCCCAGCUGAAACUACAACGCCCCCAUUAAAUACUCCAACGACGACAACAGGCCCAGUAACACAGUCUACGGACUCACAACCUCCGUCAGACACUCCCCCUGGUCCUCCAUCUGAAACCCCAACAACCACCCUCUUUCCACCAACUCCUGCAGGCCUUCCACCCCAAGGCCUAUUGCGGAGACGAAGGAACAUUUCUCCUAUUAAUGAAGUCCAGGAUCCCACCCAAAAUCAAGCUUUCCGUUGCUUUAUUGCUCACCGCGACGUUGGUGGAGAAGUCCAGACCCAGAGAGGUUGCACGGCCUAUAUUGGUGAAGCAACAUGUGCGUUAUUGGGAGUUGCUGGAGAUAAUUGCAGAAUUUGCGACAGCGAUGGUUGCAAUAGUGGCGCAAGAUUUACCUUGUCAAUCUUAACGCUCAUCACCGCACUUUUCAUCGCAAUCCGACUUCAUUAAGUUCAAACUGAUGGGAACAAGAAGUGUAUUUCUAUGUGAGACUUAUCGUCUCCUAGUUAGCUCGUUAGAUCUUAAUUGCCAAUUAUGUCAACAAUCUAUUUAGCUAUUGCAUAUUUUUUUUCUAAGUUGUUCUAAGAAUAGCAUGUACAUACAAUGUGACUAAUCAGAUUAGUCACAUAGACUUAUUUAUUAAGUACUGAAAGUGCACAAAAUGCAAAUUAGCAAAAAACAUUGUCUCAUACUCAUUUAUUAGGAUCAUAUCUCAUGUAAUCUGAUGUUUUAAUAAAUUAAUUUGAUUGAUCACAUUAAAAUGUGUUUAACUUACAUUUCAGCGUAUAAAAUACUUUUUAAUUUCACACAAGCUCUAGGCUUAGUUAACAAUUAAAUUUAAAAAACAUUUUAUGUAAACCAUGUGAGUAAUAAAAUUGAGAAAAAAGUA